UUGUUGUGUGAGAUAUUUAUCGCAAUAUAUAUCGUGUCCUUGCCUGUGGUGCUGUCGGUUUCACUUGAUCGACAUUGUUUCCGCGUUAUCAACAAAAGACUGUGCAGUAUGGCGGCCACGACGCGACAAACAAAGGAUCUAGGCGUUCGGCGAUUGCUGAGUCGUUUGUCACGAUGGUAUUGCCUUAUAGGCGUAUUUUGUCUAACAGCCAUUGGCACAGCAUUUACACUAAUGCUUAAUUACAGUGAGCCGAACGACCUACUCCAACUGAAGCUGCACAUCACCAGGGCAACAACGCCGUCCGAUAAUCAACUGCGAAGGUCACUGGAGGAAAUAGUUUGUAACUCACGUCACUGGAGUAUCAAUAGAACGCAAAUAGCAGAACUGCGAAAUAGCCUUGCCAGACACAUGAACAACAGACAACCGUUUCUCACCCAGGAAAACACGCCCAUUGGUAGGAAGUACUUCAAUACAUAUCUCCAACUUCCCAUGCAAAUUGACAAGUCUAAGCGAACUCUUCUUCCAGAAACAUCACCUUUCGCGUAUAAUGCUGGGGUUAAAACGUGCGCUGUCGUCGGAAAUGGUGGUAUUUUGAAAAACAGCGGUUGCGGCAAUGACAUUGACAGAUCGGAAUUGGUUUUUCGUACGAACUUGCCGAUACUCAGCGGUUUCGCAGACGACGCGGGAAGACGCUCGAAUCUGACAAGUAUAUCCCCAUCCACAGUAUCCUUGCAAAAGGUCAACAAGCACGGCGAUUUUAAUAAAUCGAGGGCUCUGAGCGUGUUCACUGAAUACAACGGAUAUUUAGUUUGGGUACCGAAUAGCUGGUGGGUGUCGCACAACAUGGCAUUUAAAGUAUCAGAACUCGUACAUAAAAACACAAAGCUUAAACUUCUUCUAUCAGAUCCGGAAUAUUCUAGGAAAUUUGGAGAUUUCUGGCAAUUUGGUCGACAGAUUCUGUCCUCUGGAAUGACUAUGAUUAGUAUAGCCUUGUCUGUGUGCGAAGAAAUUCAUGCUUACGGAUUCUGGCCGUUCCCCGUCAACUCAGAAGGAGACGCUCUUCCGAUGCAUUACGCCGAAGACCUCUCCUGGUCCACGUACAAUAACACCCACGACUAUCGAACGGAAUUUGAUUUGUUAACAAAGCUACACCACCAGGGAGUUCUAAAACUGCACAUUGAGAAAUGCAGUGACUGA
Molecule: messenger RNA, 1197 nt
Organism: Saccoglossus kowalevskii
Lineage: Eukaryota; Metazoa; Hemichordata; Enteropneusta; Harrimaniidae
Product: alpha-N-acetylneuraminide alpha-2,8-sialyltransferase-like
Biological process (GO): N-glycan processing; oligosaccharide metabolic process
Molecular function (GO): alpha-N-acetylneuraminate alpha-2,8-sialyltransferase activity
Source: RefSeq, a predicted model, not a curated record